GAUAUGAAAUCAAUAAAUGUACCAAAAAAUCAUCAAGGAUAUGGUCUAGCAAGAUUACUAGCUGAAACAGCAUUUACAUAUGCAAUUAUAAAUAAUUAUUAUUUAAUAUUAACAUGCAAAUACAUGCAAAAAGUAUAUCUAGCAAAUAAAAUUGAUGAACUUGAAGAAUUAAUUAUUUCACCAGUUGAUAUACUUGAAGAACCAGGUAAAUUUGAUCCUGACAGUGUUGAUGAUUUACCAGAUCCAGUAGACAGUUCUCCAGAAGCUAAAAAUCCAGUUGAAUAAAUUAAAUUAACAACAACAAAAAUGGAGAAACUGGAAGAGACUGAUUAUCAAGCAAUAAUCAUAUGGUACUGUCAACAAUAUUAUUACAACAUGAUGCAUCAAUAUGCCAAAGAAGCACAUGAAAAAUACCAAGAUUCAGACAAUAUUAACAUACUAUUAGCUGUUUCUUAUAUACUAACAAAUCGUCCAGAAGAUGCUCUUCAACAAGUAUCAGGUUUUAUUGAUGCAGAUGAUAAAAAAUUAUCAGCAUUAAUUAUUCAAUCAUUUGCAUAUCGUUUAAAUAUCAACAAAGAUAAACAGCUGAUAAUUCAAAUUGAUAAUAAAAUACAUGAUGAACGUAGAAAAUUAAAUUUUUCAUCAUUAUCAAAAGCUGGAUUGAUAUAUUAUUUAUUUAAAAAAUAUGAAAAAGCCAAAGAAUAUACUGACAAAGCUUACAAAAUAAAUUCAAAUGAUUUUGAUGUUUUAAUUAAUUCAACACUCAUUGAUUUACAAUUAUACAAUGGUAAAAAUAAUUAUUUAUCAAAGCUAAUGAAUGAUUAUCCAAGAAAAUUAAUUGUACUAUUAUUAACAUCAAAAUUUCAUGAGAUAAAUAAUACAAAUGAACAAUCAAUAUUAAUUUUAAAUGCACUUAUUGUUAGAUAUGAAAAAUUAACAAUACCAUUUAUUGAAAAAUUGGUUAAUUAUUUAUCAUUGAAAAAUUGGGAACAAGUAUUAGAAAUAUCAAAUAGAAUAUUAUCAAUUGAUCCAAAUAAUAUUGAUGCAUUAAAAGCUGAAAUAAUUGUUAAACUAUGUAAAGAUAAUGAUUUAAUAACAGCCGGUAAAAGUAUUCAUAUUUUAUUUAAAAAUUUACAACGUUAUGAAAAUAAAAAUAUCGAAAUAUUUAUUAUAAAUAUAAAAUUAUUAAUGAGUUUAAUAACGAGUAAAGAUAAUAAUUGUUUACUUGAAUUAUCAAAAGUAUGUGAAAAAAUAAUUCAAAAUGAUACAAAUGUAAGUGAGCCAAUGAUUCAACUUGGUAAUAUAUUUUUAUUGUUGAAAAAUUAUAAAGAAGCUGAGCAUUGGUAUAAAAAUGCAAUUAAAAUUGAUAAUAGAUCAUUUGAAGGAAUGAUGGGUCUAGCUUAUUGUCAACUUAUGGAAAAAACACCAGGUUCUUCUGACAUUGCUAAACAACAAUUGGAUUUUUUAAUGGAACUACAAUCAUCAACAAAUAAUAUUCAUCCAAAAUUAUACUAUAUGUCUGCUAAAAUUCAUAAAAAUAAUUCGAAACAAUCAAUUGAAAAUCUUGAUAUGGCAAUUAAAUUGAUAUUAAAUAAUAUUGAUAGUUAUUCAUAUGGUUAUAGAUAUUUGUAUGAACUUAAUCCAUCUUUUUCGUUGGACAUUGCUGAAGAAUAUUUGCUGCAUUUACCAAAAAUAACUGUGUCAAAUAAUGACAGUACAAUUGACAAGCCAAUAUUGAUAAUUUUAGAAAAAAUAACAGAUGCUUGUUGUGGUUGUAUCAAUGGACUAUUAUUAUUUGCAAAAGUUAAGUUGUAUUAUUGUGAUUAUGAUGGUGCAAUGGCUAUAUUAAAAAAGCUGUUGGAUAAUGUUGAUUCGACAAAUGCAACAGCUCAUUUGUUGAUGGCACAAAUAUUUAUAAAUCAAGGAAAUUAUCAAUCAGCAUCACAGAGUUUAGAAGUUGGUCUUAGUUAUAAUUUUAAAGUACGUGAUGAUCCAUUGUAUCAUUUAUUAACUGGUAUUAUUGAAAAACAAAAUAACAAUAUUGAAUUAUCAAUUGAUAGUUUAAAAACAGGAAUGUCAUUGAUGAAUAACACGUCAUCAUCGUCGUCAUUUUCAUUGGCUGAUCAAGCAACAAUAUAUCUUGAGUUGAUAAAAAUAUAUUCUGAUAUUAAAAAAUUUGAUGAAGCUAAUGCAUUGAUGAAUGAAGCAAUACAAAUAUUUUCAUCAACAAUUGAAGAGAGUAGAAUUAAAAUUGGUCGUGCUGAAUUGUCAUUAGACAUGGAUGACAUUGAUAGAUCAAUAAAAUAUUUAUCUGAUAUUAAACCAAAUGAACCGUACUAUCUUGAAGGACAUAAAAAAUUAGCUGAAAUACAUUUAAAUUAUCGUAAAGAUCGUUAUGAAUUUUCAAAAUGUUAUCGUGAACUUGUUGAGCAUUGUCCAUGUUCAAAAACUUAUAGCAUGCUUGGUGAUGCAUAUAUGGCAAUACAAGAACCAGAUCGUGCUAUUGAAUCAUAUGAAUUGUCAUUAAAAAAUAAUCCAAAUGAUAAAAUUUUAGCAAGUAAAAUGGGUAAUGCAUUAAUUAAAACUCAUCAAUAUACAAGAGCUGUUGAUUAUUACACUGAUAUUGUACGUCAAAAAAAUUGUAAUGAUUUAAAAAUUGAUAUGGCUGAAUUAUUUAUGAAAAUGAAACAAUAUGAUAAAGCUGAAAAAAUAUUAAUACAAGAAUUACAAGAUGGACGUUUAUCAUCUGAUUUAAAUAAUCUUGAAUUACGAGGUAAACAAUUAUUACUAUUAGCUAAAAUACGUGAAAAAUCUGAACGUAUUGAUGAUUCAUUAAAAACAUUAAAAGAAGCUAAAGAAAAUCAAAUACGUUGUAUACAAAGAGCAUCAAUAAGCUCAGAUGUUAUUGUUAAAAAAAAUAUAUUAGCUGAAAUAUGUUUAACAAUGGCUGAUUAUUCAACGACAAUUAGAGAUUUUAAUCAAGCAAUUGAACAUUAUAAAGAUGUAUUACAAUAUCGUAAUAAUGAUAUAAAUGCAUUGCUUAAUUUAUCAAAAUUAUAUAUGCAAAUUAAUGAUCUUGAUAAAUGUCAACAGUAUUGUACAGCAUUAUUAAAUGCUGAUCCAAAUAAUGAGUUAGCAUCUGUUAUGAUGGCUGAUUUGGCAUUUAGAAAAGUUGAUUUUGAAACAGCUGCAUUUCAUUUUAGACAAUUGCUAAUGAGACGACCAACAUAUUGGACAGCAUUGGCAAGACUAAUUGAAGUAUCAAGAAGAACUGGUAAUAUUGAAGAUUUAAAUGAAUGGUUGUUACGUGCUGAAAAUGCAACAGAAAAUUCAAAUAAUGAUGCUGGUUUUUAUUAUUGUUCUGGUUUACUUGAUUGGCGUUGUGGUAAAUUAAAUUCAGCUUUACGUAAAUUUAAUGCAGCAAGAAGAGAUCAAGAAUGGGGACAACAGGCAAUAUAUAAUAUGAUUGAAAUAUGUUUGGAUCCAGAUGAUGAAUCAUCAUUGUCAAAUGAAGCAUUUAAUGAAGAAGAUGCUGAAUAUCAAGAUUCACGAACAAUGGCAUUAAAAACAGCACAAAGAUUAUUACAAGAAUUAAAUCCAAAAGGUAAUCCACAUGAAAUGUUGACACAUAGACUAUUGGGUAAUUUUUUUUUAUUAACAACUAAAAUUAAAACAAAUAUUGAAAGAGCAUUGGCUGAUUGUACAAUACUUGCUAGUCAAGAUACAUUGAAGGAUCAUGUUGGACCAGCACUUGGUCUUGCAACUGCUCAUAUAUUAUUGAAACAAGUACCAAGAGCAAGAACACAUUUAAAACGUGUUGCUAAAAAUUUAUGGACAUUUGAAGAUGCUGAGUAUCUUGAAAGAUGUUGGCUUAUGCUUGCUAAUAUUUAUGUACAAUCAAAUAAAUAUGACAUUGCUAAUGAAUUGUUGAAAAAAAUAUUACAACACAAUGCAACGUGUAUUAGAGCACAUGAACUUGCUGGUUAUAUUUCUGAAAAAGAACAAAAUUAUAGAGAUGCUGCUAUUUGCUAUUCACAAGCAUGGAAAUUUGGUGGUAAAUUAAAAUUACAAAUUGGCUAUAAAUUAGCAUAUUGUUUUUUUAAAUGUAAAAAAUAUGCUGAUGCAAUACAAGCAUGUAAUGAAGUCCUAUUACAAAGUCCAGAUUAUCCAAAAAUACGUAAAGAUAUACUUGAAAAAUCAAUUAAUAAUAUUCGUACUUGAUUAUUAAUUUUAUUUUUUGUUAAAAAAAAAUUAUUAUAAUCCGUCCAAAAUUAAUAUUUUAAAUAAUUUAAAAAUAAAACACAAGUAAAAAUUAAUAAAAUAAUUUUUCCAUUUAAAUUAUUGAGUUUUAAAAAAAUCAUAAUAAUAAUUAACAAUUAUUGAUGGUUUUAAUUAUUUGAUUAUAUUUAAAUUAAUGUUUUUUUUUUUCAUCAUUAUUUUUAUAUUUACAGACACAGAUAAAUUCUUUAUAUUUAUUUUUGCUCAGAAUUUAAUUAUUCUUUUUUUUUGUGCUUGUAUUUCGAAAUUUAAUUUAUAUUUUUUUCUUACGAGUAUUAAAUUAAUUUAUAAUACUGAUUAA
Messenger RNA from Aphidius gifuensis, 4579 nucleotides. RefSeq names its product tetratricopeptide repeat protein 21B-like. The record is from RefSeq and is a predicted model, not a curated record. Gene Ontology annotation, molecular function: protein binding. Lineage: Eukaryota; Metazoa; Arthropoda; Insecta; Hymenoptera; Braconidae. Bases 307 to 4221 code for a protein of 1304 amino acids. The transcript has 2 exons. Gene Ontology annotation, biological process: intraciliary retrograde transport; protein localization to cilium. Gene Ontology annotation, cellular component: intraciliary transport particle A.